CGUGACUAUGGGCGUGGCCCCGGAACUCGUGGAAAGCGAAGUCACAGCAAGGUACAUUUAUGUAAAUACUUUCAUUUACUUUAAAUUAUAUGCAAGUUGUAACUAUGACGAAGUUGAACGCAUUUAAAUGUAUGCGCAUGUUAAAUGUCUAGAGAGAUUAGACUGCAGUAAAAGUAGAAAUAUAUUAAAGGAAAACCGACUCCGAAUCUUUUUUGCAUCAUCUAAUUCAAUUUUAGGGUUAUACGUACGUGUUCGGAAGAUCCUAAUGGUUUGUGUCUUGCAUGUGUUAAGAUACUCUUCAUGAUGUAUCUACCAUUUCUAAGUUUUCUGAAUCAGGAUGUCUGACGAAAGAUCGCCCAAGGUGGAUGAAGAAUUCAUUUUCUCCUUCUCAGUCAGCCGGGACGACGAUGGACGCUGAGGACUGCAGCAGCCGUGCCUGCGCGUCCGGCAGUGGUGAUUCAUCCGCGGAGAGAGACUUCCCUGCGGGAUCAGGCGCGCUAACCGCGGGGACCCCUGACAGCCAGCAGACAUCUCCCAGCCGCUCCCUCAGCGCGAACUCCAUCAAGGUGGAGCAGUACAGCGACGACGAGUUGGGCCGCCCAGCGCGCACAGCAAAGCCUGGCGACCAGGACGAGGCCUGGAAGGAUGAGCGCGCCCAUCGAACGGACGAUGGGGGUCCGGAGCCAGCUGUGGGGGCGGGCUGUGCUUACGGGGAGCUGGCCAGUCCCGAGCCAGCCUCUCUGGGCGCCAUCCGCCUGCCCAACGGCAAGCUGAAGUGUGACAUCUGCGGCAUGAUCUGCAUCGGGCCCAACGUGCUUAUGGUGCACAAGAGGAGCCACACAGGUGAGCGCCCCUUCCAUUGCAUCCAGUGUGGUGCCUCCUUCACCCAGAAGGGCAACUUGCUGCGGCACAUCAAGCUGCACUCUGGUGAGAAGCCCUUCAAAUGUCCCUUCUGCAGCUAUGCGUGCCGACGGCGGGAUGCCCUGACGGGACACCUCCGCACACACUCCGUAUCCUCUCCAGUGGUGGGGAAGCCCUACAAGUGCAGUUACUGCGGCCGCAGCUACAAGCAGCAGAGCACGCUGGAGGAGCACCGGGAGCGCUGCCACGGCUACCUGCAGAGCCUGGAGGCCCAGGCCACGCACAGCACCCACGCCCAGGGUGACGACUUGCACGACGUGGAAUCUAUGCCUGACUCCUUGGUCCAGCAAUCCUCAGAUAAGAUGUCCUUCAUUGACCGGUUGGCCAACAGCAUCACCAAGCGCAAGAGGUCCACACCCCAGAAGUUUGUAGGUGACAAGCACCUCCGCCUCACCCUGGCAGAUGCGCCGUAUGAGCUGAACGCAGGCUUCGACAGAGAAGGGGACAUGCUCGGCACUCAGCAAGUGGCCUCAGAGCCAGGAGGCUUCCCGGGGGUCGGAGGAGGCUACCUUGGGGGGCCAGCUGGCGGGGCCGGGGGCCCGGACUCCUUUCGGCUCCUUCGGCUGCCGACCCCCCAUUCCACCUGCCUGUCCGAACUCACCCCAGUCAUCAGCUCCGUCUACACCCAGAUCGGGUCGCGGCUAGAUGGCGCGGGGGGCGGGGUCACCGGCCAGGAGGGGGUCGAGGGCCAUGAGGACCAGGCCCCAGCGCGGAGCCGAGCCCCCUCGCCCAGCAAUGGCUGCCAUGACUCCACGGAUACGGAGAGCACUCCGGAGGAGCAGGCGAACGUGGCGGCCACCACCCCAGGUCACAACUCCAACCACCACCCCGGCCUGCCGCCGUCCCGCAGCCUGGAGAGGGACCGGGAGAGACAGAGCCCUGGCAAGGCCAAGGAGAGGGAGAGCGAGCGGGAGCGGCUGAGCUCCCUGCGGGUGAUCGACAAGGACGGGGACCCUGUGCGCUCCUUCCGCUGCGAUCACUGCCGCGUCCUCUUCCUGGACCACGUCAUGUUCACCAUCCACAUGGGCUGCCACGGCUUCCGGCAGCCAUUCGAGUGCAACAUCUGCGGCCACCGCAGCCAGGACCGCUACGAGUUCUCCUCACACAUCGUCCGCGGGGAGCACACGGUGGGCUGAGGGCAGCGGGG
Messenger RNA from Brienomyrus brachyistius, 2068 nucleotides. RefSeq names its product zinc finger protein Eos-like. The coding region runs from base 366 to 2057 and encodes 563 amino acids. Gene Ontology annotation, molecular function: DNA-binding transcription factor activity; RNA polymerase II cis-regulatory region sequence-specific DNA binding. NCBI's taxonomy places the organism in Eukaryota, Metazoa, Chordata, Actinopteri, Osteoglossiformes, Mormyridae. Gene Ontology annotation, biological process: regulation of transcription by RNA polymerase II. The transcript has 8 exons. The record is from RefSeq and is a predicted model, not a curated record.